Messenger RNA from Pristis pectinata (smalltooth sawfish), 3388 nucleotides. Its product is annotated as mRNA decay activator protein ZFP36L1-like. Gene Ontology annotation, molecular function: mRNA binding; metal ion binding. The transcript has 2 exons. The record is from RefSeq and is a predicted model, not a curated record. Lineage: Eukaryota; Metazoa; Chordata; Chondrichthyes; Rhinopristiformes; Pristidae. The coding region runs from base 321 to 1358 and encodes 345 amino acids.
GGGCGAGUUAAAAAAAUGCUGGUGGGUGUAGUUACUGUCAGUCAAGAAGUUGUUUCGCUAGCCCACAAGCUUGGCUGAUUUAAAUACCAGGGAUCCGCCUACGGAUGGAAGGGAAAUUAUUUAUGGGUGAUGUCGGACUGCGAGUUGCUAAAAGUCUGCGGGGCGAGUGGGAAGCUUGCAAACGAGAGAGGAAAGAAAAAUAAUAGCAGCCGGAGACUCGCUGCAGUUGAUUCGACCCGAUCUAAGCCGUCCCGUCCCGUCUCCGGCCGCCAGUCUUCCCUCUCGCUGCCGCGUGGCCCUGCUCAGUGUUAACAUCGGCAAUGUCCACGAAAUUAGUCUCUUGUUUCUACGAUAUUGGAGAAGUUUUAUGCAAGAACAAGAUGAUGAGCUACAAUAACAACAUCAACACAGGCAGCACCGGGGUGCCCCUGCUGGACAGGAAGGCAGUCGGGACACCAACUCUGGUCGACUACCAGAGGCGGCAUUCGGUCACCCUCGGCAACACUAACUCCAAGUUCACACAGAACCAGCUCCUCAACAGCCUGAAGCUGGAGCAGGGUGGCGGCGGCAACGCGGCCAACAAGGAGAACAAGUUCCGGGACCGCUCCUUCUCUGAGACGGGCCUCCAGAAGCCCCAGAGCCAGGUGAACUCCAGCCGCUACAAGACGGAGCUGUGCCGCCCCUUCGAGGAGAACGGCGCAUGCAAGUACGGUGACAAGUGCCAGUUCGCCCAUGGCAUUCACGAGCUGAGGAGCCUGGCCCGCCACCCCAAGUACAAGACGGAGCUCUGCCGCACUUUCCACACCAUUGGCUUCUGCCCCUACGGACCCCGCUGCCACUUCAUCCACAACGCGGAAGAGAGGCGCAUGUCACCCGGGCAUGAUCAGCACCACCUCCCACUCUCCUCCUCCAACAAGGUGGACAGGCCCUGUCUACAGCACAGCUACAGCUUCUCCGGCUUCUCCAGUUCCUCCAAUGGGCUGCUGGACAGUCCCACCUCCAUCACCCCUCCGCCUAUCUUCACCGCGGAAGACCUGAGCUCCUCCCCCACCUUGCCGAGCUGCGCCAGCAACCCUUUCACCUACUCAAGCCAGGAGCUGGCUAGCCUCUUCGCGCCCAGCAUCGGCAUCCAGGUCCCCACGGUGUCCACCAAUGGUGGCGCCCACUCCCCCACUUCGUUCCUGCUCCGCCCCCUGGCCGAGUCGCCCCAGCUCUUCGAGCCUUCGCCCAGCCCCCCCGACUCGUUGUCCGAUGAUUGCCUCAGCAGCUCCGGCAGCGUGAGCGGCUCCGAGUCACCAGUCCUUGACUUUAACAAGCGCCUUCCCAUCUUCAGCAGACUUUCCAUCACGGACGACUAGCUCGGUUCCUCCUUUUCCCCCCAUCCCGAGCGCCGGAAGAAGCGGAGAGCUGUCAGCAGUAACGAAACAUAGCCCUAAUCUGAGCAAGCAUUUAAGAUGGACCUUUUAUUCCUUAAUGUACCAGUUAGCCAGCCUUUGACCCACUACCCAGGUUAGAAUUGACUUACCAGCUAUGUACCAUAUCCACUGAUGACCUACAAUCCAACUGUUGAGUUUUCACUGUGAUCAGCAGGGGUACUGCACAUUUACUUAGCUCUCUUUGUUUUCUGUGAUAAGAAAUUCAAUUUUUGGAAAUGGAUUGAUUUCCCCACCUCCCCUACUCAGUACGUUCCUGAUAUGUCAGCAGUUUGGGAUUUGCAGAGAAUUGUCAUCCCAGCACGAUCUGUUAGGUUUGGACUGCCUGAUUGGAUUGGCCCAGUUGAGUCGAGGCACUUUGUUGAAAGAGUUUGACGUCAAACAGCUACCUAUCUGCCGGACUGUAAAAGUCCAUGUGUUGUCGAAGAGAAUUUUGUUUUAAAAAGAGAACUGCGUGGUGUAAUUAUCAGUCAUUUGCUGAAACAGAUCGUUGAUGUAGCAGAAUCUGGAUUUGAUACCCCUUUGCAGUAACUUUCUGUGCCCUCCCUUCUGGAGUUGCUGCAUUGUCUGUGACAGUGGCCUCUCCAUCCCCUCCCAAAGUGCCUUUGCACAGUUUGGGUGAUCUUUUUGGUGGGGAUGAUGCUUGUACACAUCCUACUCUGAUGCUUUUGUGAAAUGAACCAGGUAUCAGGACACCUCUGCCUAACCAUCUUUCACAAACCUCCCAUUAGUACCGACUCUGCUUACCUCGUUCCUCACCUUGCUUUGCCCCUCCAUCUAAGUCCUCUAAUGACAAUCUAUCAACACCAGGGACUGGAUUUGAACAAGCACGGCGCUGAUUGCUUCCAUUAUAGCCACUGGGAUUGUUCUACAGGAGGUGUUACCUUGCCUGGGAUUGACAAUUGCUGGUGACUUACUGUUACAAUUCUGGCUGACUUGUUUCUGAGCACCUGUUGGACAAAACAACUGUAGGAAUUAGCCUUUUUUUGUGUUAUGGGAGGGACAGGGAAAAUUUCCUUGCAGGGGUUUAAAAAAAUAGUUGGAUAGUUGGUAUUCCAGCUCCCCAAUGGGUGGGGAGGGGAGGGUGAGAGAUCGUAUAACCAGCUAGUCUUCAGCCUUUGACUUGUGCCAAGUUAAUUCAUUUUAUUUCCUUUUGUUUUCCUUUUUUUUAAAAAAGUUCUGCAGAACAUUCAGAAAGGAUUUAAAAAUAUCGCUUGUCACUGCAUUCACUUACACAUACACACAAAAAAAUGCUUAUUUAACUUAUCAAAAACAUAUUUAUUGCAAAACAUAUGCAUUUUUGUUUGUAUUUAUCACAAUGACGAACGAUAGAAAUAUAUUUUUCUUUUAUGUUUAAAUUAUGAUCUUAUUAAUCUUAAAAUUGUGAGGUUUUUCCUUUUCUUAUUUUCGUUUUCACAGUUUAAUAUAUUAUACUACAAUGACGAGGGUUUUUGUAACUUUACUCUUCAGUUAUUUUAUUUAAUAAAAAAAGUAAUUUAAAAACACAAAAACAUUUGAAUUUAUUUAUUUUUUAGUUUUCCCUCCCUGCCCCCUUCCUUUUUAAAAUAAAAUAGUUUUUUUCUCAUGUAUUUUUAUGUCAGCCUUGUGUUUACUGCCUUUAAGCUCUUGUUGCCAACGAUGGCCUUGUACUUUAGGCUUUUGGGUCAGCUUCCAUAAUGCAAGAGACUUAAGAAAGUGCAGACUCAGUACUGUGACACAAAAGUGCCUGUUGAACACAUUCCAAGCAUUGAUGUAUGCUUUCCGUGUAAUUAAUACUUAUAUUGGUAGGUCCUGCCCUCUUUUAGAGAGAAACAAGCAGGACUUGGCACAAAGAGAAGUUGAAUGUAUUUUUUCUCAUUGUUCACUACAUUUGUUUAUUUUUUAAUGUCUGUUUAUACAGAAUGCUUUUGUAAUGACUGGUUCUGAUGUAAACCAAUAAACCCCAAUGUUUUUUU